This is a messenger RNA of Staurois parvus, 804 nucleotides long. The record is from the annotation of a GenBank genome assembly. NCBI's taxonomy places the organism in Eukaryota, Metazoa, Chordata, Amphibia, Anura, Ranidae.
UCCCUACAGUCCAAGUUGCUUGAGCUAGAGGCUCAACUUCUAGCCAAACUUCUAGAACUAGAGAAGGAGCAAACAACGGCUUCAGGUGAAAGAGACAAGCAGGACAUAGAGAAGGAACUGAGCAUCCUGCAGAAUCGCAUUGCGGAACUGGAACAAGGUUACCCUGGUUAUCAUCCAGAGAACUUCAAGCUUAGCUUUUCAGUACGUACCAACUAUAUGUAUGGACGAAUGAAAAAGACUCUUCCAGAGCUCUAUGCUUUCACUAUAUGCCUGUGGCUAAAAUCCAAGACAACCUCAGGGUCAGGCACUCCUUUCUCUUAUUCUGUCCAUGGUCAACCCAAUGAGAUUGUACUGCUGGAGUGGGGUCACAACCCCAUGGAACUUCUCAUCAAUGAUAAGGUAACUCAACUACCAGUUAGCUUAAAAGAUGGAAUGUGGCAUCAUAUUUGUGUGGCCUGGACUACAAGAGAUGGAAUGUGGACAGCCUUCCAAGAUGGGAAAAAGAAGGGAUCAAAUGAGAACCUGUCUGCCUGGCACCCAAUCAAACCUAAUGGAGUCAUCAUUUUUGGACAAGAACAGGAUGCCGUAGGUGGUCGAUUUGACGCUACCCAGGCAUUUGUAGGAGAAGUGUCACAGUUCAAUAUGUGGGAUCGCGUCCUGACCAACAGUGAAAUAGAAGGAAUCGCAAACUGCACAAUGCCUCUGUCUGGAAACCUCAUCCAUUGGGAUGAUCGCCAAGUGGAUAUUUUUGGCGGUGCAACCAAGAGUCCAUUUGAAAGCUGUGAGGAGCGUUUGGGUCACUGA